This is a messenger RNA of Cydia amplana, 1091 nucleotides long. RefSeq lists its product as uncharacterized. NCBI's taxonomy places the organism in Eukaryota, Metazoa, Arthropoda, Insecta, Lepidoptera, Tortricidae. The record is from RefSeq and is a predicted model, not a curated record. The transcript has 5 exons. The coding region runs from base 155 to 1069 and encodes 304 amino acids.
UGCACAUUGCAAACGUUCAGUACUCAAGUUCCUUUUGCGAAUUUCAUUUGUUUCUAUUUCAGGGAAAUGCAUUUGGGUUUAUGCAAGAGCGGCCGUAAAGUUGAUUGUAUUUAUUUACAGCCCACGUGGCCGUUAAAUCCCUAUUGACUCCAACAUGCUGGCACAUUUGGAUCUCACUGUUCUGGUAAUUUUAUUGGAUUUAUGUGUUUUCGCAUUCCUGGUGCGGUUUAUGGGGUUGUUGGGUUCGUAUUUAUGGUUUGGGAGUGUCAUAAUUUUGUUGACACUGAACGUGGUUAUAAUAUCAUUGGGUGAUAAGAUUGAUAUGCCAAUACAAAAAAUUCCAAUAGCACCGAACGAAGCAUCAUUCCUUGAAAGUAAAGAUGUUUUACUGCAAAUGCUAGAAAAGAAAUUAAAAGAAAUUAAAGAACACAAGAAAUUAAAAAAUGGCAACGGUGAUGUUUUGCCAAAGAACGUAGAUUUCAAUCUGAAAUCUAAUGGAAUUAGUGUUGUUGGCGAAGCUGAGCUGCUUCUGCGAUACGGCAGUAACGGCCCAGGACUAGUAAAUAUGACUGCCGAAGGCAUAUCCAACGUGGGAAGAGUGCAGCUUCUUUUAGGAACUGGUGAUAAUGGCUUACGCAUACCUGGUCUCAGUAAUCUGUUCUCUGGUUCAUCAGUCCGAUCCGGAGAUAAAAAUUACGACAAUCAGCUACAACUUCUCAGUCAGAAUGAUGUUAAUUUUGGAUUCAGAAGGCAAACUAACGUCUCAAGUGGUAAUAAUACUGAAGAUAAAGUAAAUGAAGCUGCAGAAACAGUUGAUGCUGUAAAAGAUGAUAAAGCUAUAAAAUUAGAUGAAAAAGAUAAAGCAGAAACACUAAACGAUACAGCAAUAUACAAAACAACGGUUGUAGCUAAAGGCGACUAUGUACCGAUAGUACCAAAAGCAAACGAUACUUCAGCCAAUGUUGCAAGUAGCAGCCCCGUUGCAAACUCGGAUCCUCCUUUUAAAAGUGACACUGUUUCUGUUAACGAUGUGGCAAAUAAUGGAGAAAGUGUAAACAAAGUUAAGUAAAUUAUCAAAAAUAUAUAUUUUU